AUGGCAUCCAGUCCAUUCUAUCGUGGCAUGACCGUGGGCAUUAUGGACGGCGUGAACGAACCGGAUAAGAGGGCCACUCGGCUUGAAGAUUUCUUUGGCGGUGGUGGUGACAUGGCAGACUUUGAGGUUCCAUCACCCAAUAUAAUUCCUGCGGAAGGGGAUCCCUCUAGUAGUCAAAGCACGUCCGACAAGAAAGCCAAGACCCUUCACGGAACUCCACCCCAUCCCAAGGCUCCGCAAGCCCUGAAGCUCUCUAAGAGAGUUGCUUUUGCCGGCCUCCCAGUGAUAGUUGAGAACCAGGAGACUGUGGCAGGUCCUAAGGAGCACGUAGAGCAUAAAGAAGUAGCCGCAUCACAGCUGCAUGAUCCAUCCAAGAGCAGCCCCCUAUCACGGCACUUUGAAGCAUACUACAAGAUCCAACUAGGUCGAAACGAGGAUAUACCAGUGUGCAGGAUAAAACCGGCGGCCUUCGAAGAGAAUCCAGCGGUCCUAGACCAGAAACUGACCUCUGUCUUGUUAUGGACCCUAUCGGGAUCCGACGAUAGAGUCCCUAACAAAAGCGAAGACCAGGUGAAGAUAGUCCAUGCGAUUGUGAGUGAAAAGUUCGUUAAAGGAAUUGGAGGGUACGAGAUGCCCAAGCGAGGCGUGUUCACUAUAGUGUACGAAUUCAUGCCAGUAUCUCUCGCAGAUGUAGCGGCGUCCCGUAAGGUUCGUGGUUCCGAACUGGCCUAUAUCCUGAAACAGAUCCUGGGCGGGCUGUUGUACCUUGAGGGACGUGAUAUGGGUAACGCAGAGUUGGAUUGCUCCAACGUGCUGCUUGAUACGUCUGGCGAGGUCAAGAUUUGGGGUCAGCAUUUCUGUUCCUCUGGGACAGCCGAUAACUUGGUCGCCGGUUUCUGGAGAAUAACAGUAGAGCUCAUGAAUGGCUAUGUGAAGGAAGACGUGCGAGGGGACCAUCUUGACUACGCAAAGUGGACGGCAUACCCAGAAGCUGUCGACUUUUACAAGUGUCUGGAGACUUUGAACAACGCUACAAGUGAUGGCGUACGUCUGUCACCCACUAAGAGCAGCACAGGUCGUAGCAGGUUCGAGACCAUCAAAAAGCAUCCAUUCUGGGCCACGGCCUGCAGACCUCACGAGGUUGGGGUACUUGCACAGCUUGUUCUGUACACAAAUCGAUGGGUAGAGACUCGCGGCUACGGGAACGUGCCUAAUAACCUGGCGCGAGUGAAAUCGUAG
Fusarium poae is the source of this 1239-nucleotide messenger RNA. RefSeq lists its product as uncharacterized. The record is from RefSeq and is a predicted model, not a curated record. The transcript has 5 exons. Lineage: Eukaryota; Fungi; Ascomycota; Sordariomycetes; Hypocreales; Nectriaceae. The coding region runs from base 1 to 1239 and encodes 412 amino acids.